UGGCAAACGACUGCCAACAAGAAGAAGAGCGAAUGGGUUGCGACGACUGGACAACAAUUUGGGUCGACGUAGAUGAACAAGUUAGCCCGCGCAACUGAUAAGCCCAGCGGAAAAGCACACUUCUAAUGCUAAGAAUGUCAGCGAGAGUCUUUGUGUACGGCACGCUGAAGAGCGGGGAGCCAAACCAUCACUGGCUGACCAAAAAGGAGAACGGCCAGGCACGAUUUCUGGGCCGUGGGACAACGGCGGUGAAGUUUCCACUGGUUGUGGGUACCCGGUACAACAUUCCAUUCCUUUUGGCCAGGCCCGGCGAUGGCCACAACAUACAGGGCGAGAUCUAUGAGGUGGACGAGGCCAUGUUCUCCAAGUUGGACCAGCUGGAGGACUACCCCAACUACUACGAUCGUGAGCAGCAGACCAUACGGACGGAAGUAGACGGACCAAUGGAGUGCUGGCUAUACCUAAUACGGAACUUUCCAGAGAAGAUGCUUGCCAAGCCGCAGCUGAGUGCGUACCACAACACGCCCGAGCAGCCGUACAGUGAGAACUAUAGUGACAGCCGUCCGGAGGACCUUGUCGACGAUGAUUAACACAAAACGAGAGCCGGCGAGGUUAUACAAAAGUAACGUUUAUAAACGGAUUUCAACGCAUGGCUAUUAUUCAUAUUCUAUUACAUUGACUCCAUACUUCAAA
This is a messenger RNA of Drosophila obscura, 693 nucleotides long. Its product is annotated as putative gamma-glutamylcyclotransferase CG2811. Lineage: Eukaryota; Metazoa; Arthropoda; Insecta; Diptera; Drosophilidae. Bases 126 to 590 code for a protein of 154 amino acids. The record is from RefSeq and is a predicted model, not a curated record. Gene Ontology annotation, molecular function: gamma-glutamylaminecyclotransferase activity. The transcript is spliced from 3 exons.